Otolemur garnettii (small-eared galago) is the source of this 2190-nucleotide messenger RNA. It is a transcript of the gene FOXM1, whose product is annotated as forkhead box M1. Gene Ontology annotation, molecular function: sequence-specific DNA binding; DNA-binding transcription factor activity. Lineage: Eukaryota; Metazoa; Chordata; Mammalia; Primates; Galagidae. Gene Ontology annotation, biological process: G2/M transition of mitotic cell cycle; regulation of DNA-templated transcription. Bases 1 to 2190 code for a protein of 729 amino acids. The transcript is spliced from 7 exons. The record is from RefSeq and is a predicted model, not a curated record.
AUGAAAACGAGCCCCCGGCGGCCACUAAUUCUCAAAAGACGGAGGCUGCCCCUUCCUGUUCAGAAUGCCCCAGGUGAAACAUCAGCAGAGGAACCUAAGAGACUCCCUGCCCAACAGGAGCCUAGUCAAGCACAGGCCUCCAAAGAAGUGGCAGAGUCAAGCUCCUGCAAGUUUCCAGCUGGAAUCAAGAUUAUUAACCAUCCCACCAUGCCCAAUACCCAAGUGGUGGCCAUCCCCAGCAAUGCCAAUAUCCAGAGCAUCAUCACAGCAUUGACUGCCAAAGGCAAAGAGAGUGGCAGCAGUGGACCCAACAAAUUCAUCCUCAUCAGCUGUGGGGGAGGCCCAACUCACACUCCAGGACUCCAGCCUCAAACCCACAUCACCAAUGAUGCUAGGAAGACAACAGUGAUCACCGAAACAUUGGGACCAAAACCUGCAGCUAGGGAUGUGAAUCUUCCUAGGCCACCUGGAACCCUUUUGGGACAGAGACGGGAGAGCUGUGCUCUAUGGGAGAAAGGUCUCUCCAAGGGAUGUUCUUCAGGGGGCCCAGGUCUUCAAGGAUGUGAUUCUUGUGAACUCUUCCAUGUCAUUCACUUUUCUUUGUUUUCUCUUAACCCUCAGGUUGAGGAGCCCUCAGGAGCAUCGACAUCCUGGCAUGACUCUGUGUCUGAGCGGCCACCCUACUCUUACAUGGCCAUGAUACAAUUCGCCAUCAACAGCACUGAGAGGAAGCGCAUGACCUUGAAAGACAUCUAUACCUGGAUCGAGGACCACUUCCCCUAUUUUAAGCACAUUGCCAAGCCAGGUUGGAAGAAUUCCAUUCGCCACAACCUUUCUCUCCAUGAUAUGUUUGUUCGGGAGACAUCUGCCAAUGGCAAGGUUUCCUUCUGGACCAUUCACCCCAGUGCCAAUCGCUACUUGACCUUGGACCAGGUGUUUAAGCCACUGGACCCAGGGUCUCCACAAUCGCCCGAGCACUUGGAAUCACAGCAGAAACGACCAAAUCCUGAGCUCCGACGGAAUGUGACCAUCAAGACUGAACUCCCGCUGGGUGCACGAGAGAUUCACAAAGGCAGGUCUAGAGAAGUGGAUGAAGCAGACGGGUGUGGAAAGAGCAUGCCCAUAUACAACGCCGUGGAGACAGAUAAUUCCAGUUUGUACCUGGUACUGCUGCCUGAUGAGGGCGUAGCCCCUCUCUCUGCUGCAGGGACAGUGAAGGAGGAGAAGCUCCUGCUGGGGGAAGGACUGUCUUCUUUUCUUCCAGUUCAGUCCAUCAAAGAGGAAGAAACCCCUCCUGGGGAGGAGACACUGCACUUAGCAAGACCCAUCAAAGUGGAGAGCCCGCCCUUGGAAGAGUGGCCCUCCCCGUACCCAUCUUUCAAAGAGGAAUUAUCUCACUCCUGGGAAGACUCAUCCCACUCUCCCACCCCAAAGUCCAAGAAGUCCCACAGUGGCAUCAAGUCCCCAGCCCGGCGUGUCUCGGAAAUGCUCGUAAUUAAACGCAGGGAGAGGAGGGAAAUGAGCCGGUCUCGAAGGAAACAGCAUCUGCAGCCUCCCUGCCUUGAUGAGCCUGAGCUGCUCUUCUCAGAGGGCCCCAGCACUUCCCGACGUGCCACAGAGCUCCCUUUCCUACCAGACUCCUCUGAGCCUGUCCCCCAGCUUGUCUACUCUCAGGAGGAGGGAGGAUCUUUUAAGACACCCAUAAAGGAGACACUGCCCAUCUCCUCCACUCCCAGCAAAUCUGUUCUUCCCAGAACCCCUGAAUCCUGGAGGCUCACACCCCCAACCAAAGUAGGAGGGCUGGAUUUCAGCCCAGUGCGAACCCCCCAUGGUACCUUUGGCAACCUGCCUGAUUCCCUGGGGCUGAUGGAUCUCAGCACCACCCCACUGAAAAGUGUUCCCCUCUUUGACUCACCCCGAGAGCUCCUCAAUUCAGAACCCUUUGACCUUACCACUGACCCCUUUGGCAACUCUUCCCCCUCAAAUAUGGAGGUCCCCAAGCCAGGCUCCCCAGAGCCACAGGCUUCCAGCCUUUCAGCCAAUCGUUCUCUGACAGAAGGCCUGGUUCUGGACACGAUGAAUGACAGCCUCAGCAAGAUCCUGCUGGACAUCAGCUUCCCUGGCUUGGAGGAGGACCCGCUGAACCCUGACAACAUCAACUGGUCCCAGUUCAUUCCUGAGCUGCGGUAG